AGAUUAGACGUUCCUCUAGUUAAGAACAGGAAUAAAUGAAGGCAUCAUCUUAAUUUCGAAAUCAACCACUUUACAUAACAUAAGUUGUGCUCAUUAGUUAACGGGUUUAUAAGUAUUUCAUUAAAUACCUCAAGUUUCAAAUAAAAAAACAACAAACUUUCCUGUUUCUUUUAAUCGUGAAACAACAGAACACAUUUAAGUCAAUUUCCUCGCACAAAAGCAAGUAAUUACUGUUCCAAUUUGGUGGUCCAUUAGUGAGCUAUUUUCACUCGUUUGCAGGAGGACGUUUGUUUGUGAAGGUGGUCCUAAAAAUGGCCCUAAUAUUUACUUAGCCUUUCUACCAUUCUUUUUUCAGGCAUCGACCACAGCUGGUAUUCGUAAAUACACAUGCGGCUAAUAGUCUAUCCUUAUGAUAAUUCUAGAGCCUGGUCUUUCGCCUACUUCUAAAUAAUCCUCUACGUAUAGGGUGUUCGAAAAUGAGAUCUAGCAGCUUUAUCGCCCUUGGGUCGGUCUGUCGGUGUUGAUGCCAAGAAAAAUUGAUCGACUGUUUGAAUAGGAUCCGGCCAAGAUGCAGGUAAUGUCAAGGGAUACGUCUAGUUGCUGCAUGUCGCUGACUGACACCGAGUUAGUCCCCUGUGUUUAACAGGCAGUGGCAGACGACACUGAUAUAGUAAUUGACUCCAAGCACUGCAUAAAUCCAGGGCGAAACCUGAAUACAUUGGAUUAUGGAUUUCAGGCUGGGAAACAUGACACUUAUUCCAUUGGCCUUUUUGAUGUCCGUUAUGUUAAAAAAUUGUAUUGGUCAAGGGUAUGAACCAUCCUGCCCCGUAACCGAGACCCCCGACCAGACCACGGAAAUCUGUUUCUGCAUUCCCGAAAGCGGCGAAAUAUUCAAGUGGGAUAUAGACUGUAACUUCAGGGGAUAUGGACCAAAUAUGCCUAACUUUCUACAAACUGAUGAUGUUAUUGGAAAACUUGACUUCAGGUACAACUCAAUCAACCACAUUCAAAGUUAUGCAUUUCGGAACAUCCCGGGUUUACGAGAAUUGAACUUGGCCGAGCAGCAUCCAGUUGGUAAUGUUAGCACGCUCACCGUUGCUCCCGGGGCGUUUCAUGGCCUGAUUAAUCUAGAGAGUUUAACGCUGAUAAGAAACAGGAUAGAAAACACCACACAGGUGAUCAACCCGAGUACAGUAGACGGAUUAAAAAAUCUGAAAGAACUAUAUUUCUUCGAUAAUGAAAUCAAGAAAAUAGGAGCUUUGGCAUUCGCAGGCUUAGUCAACCUUGAGGUGUUAAAUCUGAAUUAUAAUUACAUUGCCUCGAUUCACGUAAAUGCAUUCGUGGGGUUGAACCGAUUGAAAAAGCUGUUUCUUACCCGUAACAAGUUAACACGCGUUGAUCCAGGUGUUUUCUCCAGUGUGACAACGUUAAGGCAACUGUUUCUAAACGAGAACCAAAUUACAGAAGUUGCCCCCAAAGCCUUCAAUGGGCUCCGGAAUCUUACUGAUUUAAGGCUGAAUAAGAACAAGUUGCAGAGUCUGGAUAAUAUGGUUAUCGUUGGACUCGAUAAGAGGGAGGUAUUUUUGCACAUCGGAAGGAAUCCCCUACACUGCGACUGCGAGCUUAAAUGGCUUCGAUCUUUAGAAAUAACACCCUCGGGAAGCUGCGGUACCCCUAAAGAACUUCGUGGGGAAUCGGUAGUUUCUUUCCCAACUGAAGAUUGUGGACGCGUCACAGCGGAGUCCUCGUGUAUAGAUGAUUGCCCAUCUAACUCGGGGAAUAAGAACGAUGCAUUUAUCUGUGCUUUAUUUUCCCUCGCUAUUGCUAUCGCAGUGCCUUUGUGACUGUUGCCAGCAACAUGAAUAAUGUAGACAGACGGCGAAUGCCUCAUGCAAGCGUCGUUUUCGUGUCCCUGCAGUCGUUAAGACCUCACAUUAGUGGACAUAUCCAGGACCCAAUAUCCGUUUAUCGGUGACAUUGGUUUUUAAAAUUUAUCAUUACUAUUAGAGGUUAGGAUUUCUUAGAAUUGCUACAUGUUGUAGUUCUGUAAAUUAUACAGAGCUUAUGUAAAUGAACUUCAAUGCAGAUUGCUGAUGACGCGAUUGAAAAAGAUUAUGACUUUUAUUGUGAUUUAUGGAAAGUUGGUCGAAUUUCUCUCCGCUUAUUGAAUUAUUUCGGUUGCUUAGUUUCUGUCCAACGAAACAAUGAUGGAUUGUAAUCUUAUCUGUUUUAAUUGUAAGCUUUUAAGAUAAUUGGGUUUUUAAAAAAACAUAGCGUAAGAGUCAAUUGGCGUUGCCGCGCAGAGAAAAUCGAGGGCAGAGGACAGUGGCUGCUUCAAGUGGAAAAUCCGAUAAAGACCUAUUUCAUUUGAAGAAUAAA
This is a messenger RNA of Lingula anatina, 2379 nucleotides long. RefSeq lists its product as uncharacterized. NCBI's taxonomy places the organism in Eukaryota, Metazoa, Brachiopoda, Lingulata, Lingulida, Lingulidae. Gene Ontology annotation, cellular component: plasma membrane. Gene Ontology annotation, molecular function: protein binding. The record is from RefSeq and is a predicted model, not a curated record.